Molecule: messenger RNA, 1435 nt
Organism: Cucurbita pepo subsp. pepo (vegetable marrow)
Lineage: Eukaryota; Viridiplantae; Streptophyta; Magnoliopsida; Cucurbitales; Cucurbitaceae
Product: protein MICROTUBULE BINDING PROTEIN 2C
Biological process (GO): plasmodesmata-mediated intercellular transport
Molecular function (GO): microtubule binding
Source: RefSeq, a predicted model, not a curated record
UCAAAACUCGAGCCCAACGACUCUCACCGUCCAAUUUCUUUUCCUUCUUUACUCUCUUGCUUUCCUUUCCGGUUUGGAACUUACAGAGGCCUCUCGUUUCUCUCAAAAUCCUUCCUUAUUACUCUAGAUUUCGUCUUCUCAAAUCAUGUUUGAGCCCCAACAUUUCGUCGAUUUGCAAGAUAACAAUGCUUUCGCCGAUAAUCAAUCAUGGCUUUCCGGCGACCACAACUCGUCCCCGACUCCGCUCCUCAGUCUCUCUUCACUCUCCAGUGCAUCGAUUUCAACUUCGGCAACUACUGCUGGUGGCGCUAAUGGAAAUGUUGAUCGCGAACUCUACAACAAUCUCGUCGAGAUGGUGCCUCUCGUUCAGUCUCUCAUUGAUCGGAAAGCGAGCAGUUCAUUCUCGAAGCGGGGUUCCAUGAUUUACACGAAGACGCCUUCUAGAGAAUCAUUGCACAGGAAAAAAGGUAGGAAUAUUGGCCAUUCUGUUCCGACCAAGAAUAAAAAAGAUCAUGGCAACAAGGACCAAGGUCGCGACGUUGAUAAUAAUCCAGAUGAUGAUGCCUUUGCAGUGUUGUCCUCAAGUUCAUUGGUCUCUGAAAGAGACAACGAAGAGCUAACCACAUUGAGAGAACAAUUGGAGGAUCUGCAAAAGAAAUUGCUUGAAAAGGAUGAACUUCUAAAAUCAGCAGAGAUGUCAAAUGACCAGAUGAACAGUGUUUAUGCAAAGCUUGAUGCUUUGAAUCUCCAGUCUGUAGAGAAGGAUUCUAGGAUAAAGUCUAUUCAUUCCCAACUUUCAGAUGCAAAGAUUAAGCUUGCUGAUAAGCAAGCUGCCUUGGAGAAGAUGCAAUGGGAGGUAAUGACAUCGAAUUCAAAAAUAGAAGAACUUCAAGAAGAGCUAAUGUCCUCGCAAGGAGACGUUUCAUCGUUUAUGCUGUUACUUGAGGGCUUGACGAAGAAUGAUUGCAAUGAAGGCACGGAGGAUUAUAGUCUUUCGUUGCAUCUCCCGGAGAGCUGCCCUUAUAUUGAUGAUAUGGACGACCUGGAAAUGCAGAAAAUGGAAGAAGCAAGCCAAGCUUAUGUAGCUGCUGUUGCUGCUGCAAAGGCAAGGCAAGAUGAAGAAUCUAUUGCUGCUGCUGCAACUGCAAGAUCAUGUCUUCAGUCAUUCGUUUUCAGGACUAAAGUUUCAGACGUUUAUUAGAAUGAUCAAGUCAAUCGCGCUCGCUGCAUUCAGCAUUCAAAUGGUAUCAAUUGGCAUUUCAACAUUCAUAUGGUGUUCUCCAUGGGGGGUUACUCAAGUUAUUUAUUUGUGAUAAUUUGUGGAAUAUGAAAAAGGGAACAUUUGUUUCAUUUUGUAUGUAUGAUGUAUGUAACCUUCCCCAUAUCUGUGUUUAAUGGUAAUGCACUAGGGCGACAACUCCCAUGUUCUUCAAUC